GAAUAUACUUCAAGAUGGCGGGGAAUAUUACCCAAACAUUUUAUUCUGCUCGAGCGGAGGGGGUUUAGUGUUUUCCAUGGCGGACGAUGCGAUGCUAGUGGAUUUCCUGGCGACGCUGGACGACUACAUUCCCGCGAUUCCGGAGGAGCUGGUGGAGUACUACUUGGCCGCGGGGGGAUUCCAGGCGCACGACUCGCGCCUCACGCGCCUGGUGGCUGUGGCGACGCAGAAAUUCGUGUCCGAGGUAGCAUCGGACGCGCUCCAGCACAGCAAGGUCCGCAGCAAAUCGGCCGCCGCGGCCCCCUCCUCGGGCGGUAGCGCCAAGGAUCCCAAGCACGGCGGGCGGAUUGUGCUCACCAGCGACGAUCUGGCCGCGGCGCUGAGGGAAUUUGGGGUCAAUGUGAAGCGGCAGGAGUACUAUGCGGAUUCUGCCGUGGCUGGCAGCGCCGCCCAAGCGGCUCCGCCGACGACGCAGCCGCCCCAAUACGAGCAGCAGCUCCAGCAGUGAUGGGUGUUUAUUAGGGUUCUUCCGGAAAUCACUGAAGGGUCAAAAGAACAAAGGAUACUUUUUGAUCUUAUGGACAAAAUCUAACUUACAAGAGCAAUAUUAUUUUUUUGCUGGAAUUAA
Selaginella moellendorffii is the source of this 628-nucleotide messenger RNA. Its product is annotated as transcription initiation factor TFIID subunit 10. The record is from RefSeq and is a predicted model, not a curated record. Gene Ontology annotation, biological process: transcription initiation at RNA polymerase II promoter. The transcript has a single exon. The coding region runs from base 77 to 508 and encodes 143 amino acids. Gene Ontology annotation, molecular function: promoter-specific chromatin binding; RNA polymerase II general transcription initiation factor activity. Gene Ontology annotation, cellular component: transcription factor TFIID complex; nucleus; SAGA complex. Lineage: Eukaryota; Viridiplantae; Streptophyta; Lycopodiopsida; Selaginellales; Selaginellaceae.